Messenger RNA from Caenorhabditis briggsae, 555 nucleotides. The record is from RefSeq and is a predicted model, not a curated record. NCBI's taxonomy places the organism in Eukaryota, Metazoa, Nematoda, Chromadorea, Rhabditida, Rhabditidae. Gene Ontology annotation, molecular function: protein binding. Bases 1 to 555 code for a protein of 184 amino acids. The transcript is spliced from 4 exons.
AUGACCAAACGUGGAGGUUGGUUGAUAAUCCGAGUAGACUUCCGGUAUUGCUUGGGCGGUGGAGUCUUCGGCUUCGCUGGAGUGUUCACUGGAGAUGACGUGUACCUCUUUGCUUUCCACUCUUUAUAUUUCAAAACAUUAUUUCUCGGAAAGUUUGAAGAAUCCGAAAAAUCAGAGAUCGAGUUAAAGGAUAUCGGUUCUUGGGAUUUCCAGAAUUUUCUAGAUUUGAUUUACGGAGAAGCUUUUGUUGAUGACGAUACUGUCAUGGGAAUUCUGAAACUUGCUGAUAUGUACGACUCGAAAACUGCAAGAUUCCGGUGCCAAGAUUUUUUGAUUGAGCAUUCAAGCCGAUCAUUAAAUGAGAAAUUCCAGCUUUCACUCCAAUUCAAACUGGAUGGCCUCAAGAAAAAGUUUUUGUCCGAAGUCAAAACAUAUAAUGAUCUCCGCUAUGUUAUUCCAUCGAAUCAUUCGGAUUUGGACACGUCUGUCUGGGAAGAAUUGUUCCUAAAAAGUAUGGAUCUUCUUCUCGAAAAAGAACGAAAAUUUGGUGUUUGA